Echinops telfairi (small Madagascar hedgehog) is the source of this 5535-nucleotide messenger RNA. It is a transcript of the gene IQGAP2, whose product is annotated as IQ motif containing GTPase activating protein 2. Gene Ontology annotation, cellular component: cytoplasm. Gene Ontology annotation, biological process: regulation of actin cytoskeleton organization; regulation of GTPase activity. The record is from RefSeq and is a predicted model, not a curated record. The transcript is spliced from 36 exons. Gene Ontology annotation, molecular function: GTPase activator activity; actin filament binding; calmodulin binding. Lineage: Eukaryota; Metazoa; Chordata; Mammalia; Afrosoricida; Tenrecidae.
CUAUCGUGGAUGAUGAAAGACUCUCUGCGGAGGAGAUGGAUGAGAGGCGGCGGCAGAACAUCGCUUAUGAAUAUUUGUGCCACUUAGAGGAAGCCAAAAGGUGGAUGGAGGUCUGCUUAGUGGAAGAGUUGCCCCCGACCACCGAACUGGAAGAAGGACUCAGGAAUGGAGUUUACCUUGCGAAGUUGGCCAAGUUCUUUGCCCCUAAAAUGGUAUCGGACAAAAAGAUCUAUGACGUCGAGCAGACGCGCUAUAAGCGGUCCGGUCUUCAUUUCCGACACACGGAUAAUACUGUCCAGUGGUUAAGAGCGAUGGAGUCUAUUGGUCUACCUAAGAUAUUUUAUCCAGAAACCACAGAUGUCUAUGAUCGGAAAAACAUACCAAGAAUGAUCUAUUGCAUUCAUGCACUGAGUUUGUACCUGUUCAAACUGGGAAUCGCACCCCAGAUCCAGGAUUUGCUGGGCAAAGUAGACUUCACAGAGGAAGAAAUCAGUAAUAUGCGAAAGGAACUUGAGAAAUAUGGAAUACAGAUGCCAUCUUUCAGCAAAAUAGGAGGUAUUCUGGCCAAUGAACUGUCCGUGGAUGAAGCUGCUUUGCAUGCCGCCGUUAUAGCCAUUAACGAAGCCAUUGAGAAAGGAAUCGCCAAGCAGACCGUCGUAACGCUAAGAAACCCAAACGCGGUUUUAACUUUAGUGGAUGACCACCUGGCACAAGAAUAUCAGAAGGAACUCUGGGAAGCCAAAAAGAGAAAAGAGGAAAAUGCAAAGCUGAAGAAUAGCUGUAUUUCGGAAGAGGAACGAGAUGCGUAUGAAGAAUUGCUGACUCAAGCAGAAAUCCAAGGCACCAUCAAUGCGGUCAACAGGCUAGCUGCGGUGGACCACAUCAAUGCUGUCAUCAGGAAAGGCGACCCGGAGGAGACGCUGAUUGCUCUGGAGAAGCCCGAGGCCCAGCUCCCUGCUGUCUAUCCCUUUGCGGCUGCUAUGUACCAGCAUGAGCUCUUCAACCUGCAGAGUCAGAAUGCCAUGAACUACCUGGCCCACGAAGAGCUGUUGAUUGCAGUGGAAAUGUUGUCUGCUGUUGCUUUACUGAACCAAGCCUUGGACACCAACGACCUCGUGUCUGUGCAGAAUCAACUCAGAAGCCCAACGAUCGGCUUCAACAAUGUGGACGAGGCGUGUGUGGCACGCUAUGCAAAUGCACUACUGGCCCUUAAACUUGAAGCCUUAGCCCAAGGGCAAGAUAGCCUAAGCUGGAAUGAAAUUCAGAAUUGUAUUGACAUGGUUAAUUUCCAGAUACAGGAAGAAAAUGACAGAAUUGUAGCUGUGGGCUUCAUCAAUGAGGCUAUUGAUGAGGGGAAUCCAUUGAAAACGUUAGACACCUUGCUGCUCCCUACUUCAAAGAUUAGAAAUGUCAACCCCGACUAUGCUCAGCACUACCAGGAUGUCCUGUCGCAGGCGAAAUUGCAGAAAUUCAAGGACUCUGAGUCGGCCUCGAAUAUUCUCUGGCUGGAGGAGAUACAGCAAGCGAUCGAUGAGGCCAACAUGAACAAGGACAGAGCACAAAAAUGGGUUAGUCUGGUCAUUGAUGUUAACCAGUUUUUGGAGGGAGAAAGAGCAAGGGAUAUUGUAUCUGUGUUGACAUCGUCCAGUCAAAAUCCAAAUGACAUAAUCCCCGAGUGUGCUGACAAGUACUAUGAUGCUCUUCUGAAGGCCAAAGAAGACAAAUCUAGAAACGUGUCUAAUGAAGGCCCGUGGCUCAAAUUCAUCCUGCAGGACAAAUAUGAGUUUUAUUACAACCUGGAUUCGAAAGAGAGUUCCUGGGAAAUGCCUGAAGCAUGCUCCCUUAAAGAAUCAUGGCUCACAGGACAAGAGAUUGAGGACAUCACUUCGGAAAUUACAGCAAAGUACAUCCGUGAGAACAUCUGGUCUGCCCCGGAAGACUUGAUCCUUCGGUUUAAACACACCAAUGUCGGACCCCGCCUCAGUGAAGAGUUUGAAAUGAGGAAACUGUUCUUGUACGAUCAAGAAGCGUCUGUGAUCAAAAUACAGGCUUUUUGGAAGGGUUAUAAACAACACAAAGCGUAUACUGACAUGAAGAGAAUGUUUGCUGAUAAUCUUGAUUCUGUUGUGAAGAUUCAGUCCUGGUUCCGAAUGUUAGCAGCAAGAAAGAGCUACCUUUCACGACUACAGUAUUUCGAGGACCAUAAAAACGAAAUUGUGAAAAUUCAGUCGCUGCUGAGAGCAAACAAAGCUAGAGAUGACUACAAAACGUUGGUUGGUUCUGAAAACCCACCAUUGACCGUCAUUCGCAAGUUUGUACACCUGUUGGACCAAAGCGACUUAGAUUUCCAAGAGGAGCUGGAGGUGGCACAAUUAAGGGGAGAAGUGGUGACCAAGAUCAGAGCCAACCAGCAGCUGGAGAAAGACCUCAACCUAAUGGACAUCAAGAUCGGCCUCCUGGUGAAGAACAGGAUUACCCUGCAGGACGUCAUUUCACACAGCAAGAAGCUGGAUAAGAAAAAAGGAGGAGAAAUGCAAAUAUUGAAUAGCACUGACAACCAGGGAAUCAAAAGUUUGAGUAAGGAAAGGAGAAAAACACUAGAAACAUACCAGCAACUGUUUUACCUUUUGCAGACCCAUCCUUUGUACCUGGCCAAGCUGAUCUUCCAGAUGCCGCAGAACAGGUCGACCAAAUUUAUGGACACUGUCAUUUUCACGCUGUAUAACUAUGCUUCUAACCAACGAGAAGAGUAUCUGCUCCUCAAGCUUUUCAAAACGGCUCUGGAGGAAGAAAUCAAAUCCAAGGUGGACCAGGUGCAGGAAAUAGUCACUGGAAACCCGACGGUCAUCAAGAUGGUCGUCAGCUUCAACAGAGGUGCCCGUGGGCAGAACACCCUGCGCCAACUGCUGGCCCCCGUGGUGAAGGAGAUCAUCAAUGACAAAUCCCUGAUCAUCAACACGAGCCCAGUAGAGGUGUACAAGGCUUGGGUGAACCAGCUAGAAACACAGACUGGAGAGGCCAGCAAGCUGCCUUACGAUGUGACCACAGAACAAGCUUUAACCUAUCCAGAGGUGAAGAAUAAACUCGAAGCAUCCAUCGAGAACUUGAGACGGGUCACUGACAAAGUCCUGAACUCCAUCAUUUCUUCCCUUGAUGUACUACCUUAUGGAUUGAGGUAUAUAGCCAAAGUACUGAAGAAUUCCAUCCAUGAGAAAUUUCCCGAUGCAACAGAAGAUGAGCUAUUAAAGAUCGUCGGGAACCUGCUGUACUAUCGCUACAUGAACCCGGCCAUCGUGGCCCCUGACGGCUUUGAUAUCAUCGACGUGGCAGCAGGCGGCCAGGUCACUCCUGACCAGAGGAGGAACUUGGGAUCGGUGGCCAAGGUUCUCCAGCACGCGGCCUCCAACAAGCUGUUUGAAGGCGAGAAUGAGCACCUCUCCUCUAUGAACAAUUACCUGGCAGAGACUUACCAUGAAUUCAGGUGAGAAUUCAAAAAGACCUCAAAUAUGAUCCAAGAGAGAGAAGGCUUUUUUGUUAAAAAAAAAACAAAACUAACAAUAACAAAGUCAAACAUCAAAAUCUCAAUCGAAAACCAUGUCUCUCGUGUGUGUGCUGUCUUCUCCAUGCAGCUCCUGCUGGAGCACCAGGACGCAAUUGCCCCAGAGAAGCAUGACUCGCUGAACGAACUCUUGGAGUUGCUGGGAGAGGUACCCAAUGUGGAAGCUUUUCUCGGCGAAGGAGCAGUUGACCGCAAUGACCCUAACAAGGAAAGCACACUAAGUCAGCUCUCCAAGACGGAGAUUUCCCUGUCCUUGACCAGCAAGUACGACGGACAGGAUGGGGAAGCCAUAGACGGGCAAAGUCUCAUGAUAAAGACUAAGAAGCUGAUCAUUGAUGUGAUCCGGAGCCAGCCAGGGAACACACUGACAGAAAUCUUGGAAACACCAGCAACUCCACAGCAGGAACUAAAUCACUCCAAAGACAUGUUGAGCCGUGCCAUUAAGGAUUCCAGAACUCCUGAAGAAAUGAAGCAUAGCCAGUCCAUGAUUGAAGAUGCCCAACUGCCUCUGGAGCAGAAGAAGAGGAAAAUCCAGAGGAAUCUCCGGACACUGGAACAGAGUGGACACGUGUCGUCCAAAAAUAAAUACCAGGAUGUUCUCAACGAGAUCGCCAAGGAUAUUCGGAAUCAACGAAUCUACCGCAAGCUUCGAAAAGCUGAAUUGUCAAAACUUCAGCAGACCUUGAGAGCGCUUAACGAGAAGUCAUCCUUUUUUGCAGAACAAAUUAAUUAUUACGACACCUACAUAAGGACUUGCUUAGACAACCUAAACAGAAAGAAUACUCGGCGAUCGAUUAAGCUCGAUGGAAAAGGAGAAGCCAAAGGGCCGAAGCGGGCGAAGCUGGUGAAGUACACCGCAGCCAGGCUGCAGGAGAAGGGGGUCCUGCUGAGCAUAGACGAGGUCCAGACCAGCCAGUUUAAGAAUGUCACAUUUGAUAUCAUGUCCACUGAAGACGUGGGCAUCUUCGACGUCAGAGCAAAGUUCCUGGGGGUUGAGAUGGACAAGGUGCAGCUCAAUAUUCAGGAUCUUCUUCAGAUGCAGUAUGAAGGAGUGGCUGUAAUGAAAAUGCUGGAUAAGGUUAAAGUGAAUGUGAACCUUCUUAUUUUCCUGCUCAACAAGAAAUUCUAUGGAAAGUGAAGUGCCUGCAGAAUGUUCAUGGCUUCCGGAUUACCUGGAUUGGGAAAUGCAUUUGUUUAUUAUUUUUGUUUUUAAAACAUGCUUGAAAUCACUGCUUAUAAAUGUGUGAUUUUUUUGUAAGACCAAAACUGUUCCGAAGAAUGUACCCACGUGCCUUUUUGAUAAUUUGAGACUACAGUAGAAUGCUACACAAAAUGAAUUCAUGGAAACACUUCCACACUAGACUGUGGCCUAGGUACUCUGAUUUAAAACCUCUGGACAUUCUGUGAUCUGGUUGAUGUCCACAGUGGGAAGAAGGUAGCUUUACCUGACUAGGGACAAAUGUGUAAACCUAUUUUCCUAUGAGAGAUUUUUAAAUACCCCACUGAAAUGAUGUAAUUCUUCACAGAUUUCUUUUUCAUCUGUGGAGAAGUAGAAGCCUACUUAUUUGUAAUGAAUUAUUUAGGCAGAUCCUUAGUUCUAAGCUCUGUCUCCUGAGAGUUGUCGAUUUUAAAGAGAACUUUUGUGCAAUUCAAAGUGAUGUUUUUAUAAGUAAUCAAAAGUGACGAUACAGUAACACUUCCGUAUGAAAGUAUAUAUUUUAUGUGAUUUAUUCCUACUAAAUGAAAGUGCACUACUGCCUCCUGGUAAGGACUCUUGCACCCAGAGCCUUUAAAUGCCUAAAAACAAUGUGGACAGCAGUCACAGCCCCCCACCUCCCCUCUCACAAUUUAUUUGAAUACUUCAAUUGUGCCUCUCAAUUUUUUUUGUAAUGCAAUAAAAUCAUUAUCUAAAUGGUUUUUAAAUGUAUUCUUUGGAAAUUGUUUUAUGUAAAAUAAAUGUUACUUAAUUACAUUAA